UAUAUUUUAAUAUAUAUCAUUUUAAUAUUUUACGAGAAUUAUAAGUAAAAACAUUGUAUUGUUUAUAUAAUAUAUAAAUAUUUUAAAAUAAUCUAUUGUAGAGAGUUUCAAAAUAAAUAAAUAAAUAAUAUAUAUUUAUAGAUAUAAAAUUUUAACCUAUGUUAAUAAAUUUAUUCUUGUAUAAAAAUAUUAUAUAGUUACGAAUUUUAACCAAUUUUAAUGAUGAAUGAUCAUUUAUUUAAAUGAUACAAUUUAACAAAUAAAAUUUGUUAAUUUACCUAUAUAAUAUAAUUUUGUCAUAUUUAAUUUUAUAUAAUACAGAAUAUAAUUAUAAAAUUUAUAAAAAUAAUAUAGGCUUUGUAUUUCUUGUUUUAGAAUAAAUUUUACUUAACAUUGAUUUAUAUAAUAUUAUACUACUAAUUACUAAAUUAAUUAAAGUGUUAUUUUAUAAAAUAUUUAAAAUUUUAGUAAUAUUUUUUUAGAUUCUUUCUCAACAGAUUUUGUUAUAACUAAAAAAUAAUAUUCAAAUUUAUAGUUGGUCAUACUAUACAAUGACUUAUUAAUAGUAAAUAAAACUAUGACCAUAAAUUAAUAAAUUACAUUAAAAUGUUUGAGUAGAAUUUCUUAUUAAAAAAAUCAAAUUUCAUAAUCUUAGAUAAUAUUUUAACAUAGUUUAAUAAAAUCUAUAGUAAAUUUUUAUUUCAAAUUAAAUCAUCUAAAAAUCAUUAUCAAUUCAAACUGUAAUUGAAUACAUACCCCCAUAAUGUCAGAAUAGUGUGAAAUUUUCUCCUUAAAACAUUAGAAAUUGAUCAUUAGCCUAUCCGAAAUAUUUCUAUCAAAAAACAAAAAAAAAUACUCUAUCUAAUUAUAUUUUUUUACAUUUAUAUAAUUAUUAUUGAAAAUAUGACUAUAUCUGAAAUAUUUCUAUCAAAAAACAAAAAUAUUACUCUAUCUUAUUGAAAAUAUAAUUAUUCUUUAUGUUAAAUUUAUUAACUUUUUAUUAUAUAUCUACCAACUUAUAAUAUUGUAAUAUAUUUUAAAUAUUAUUUAUAAAAGAGUGAAUUUGUUAGAAAACCAAAACAAAGUGUGAAAUUAGGAAAAUGCAUAAUACAGUGAAACUAGUAAACGCACAGUGUACAUGUCAUACUGCAAAUUACCUUUGUCAAACAGUAAAUAAUAGUAUUUUUAGGUAUAUUGCUAAUUAUGGGAUAAUAUUAACGUAUGGGAUGCAAAUACUCUUUAUAAGAAGUAUUUUUACAAUCUAGAAAAAAAUGUAGAACAAAAAAAGUUCUAAUGAAUCUGGAACAAAUGGAAUACUUUAUAGAGCAGAAAGAGAAUCAUAACGGCCGAUUUCUCGUUUAAUUAUUUCUCGGUGGACGGUACCAUUAGUUUACAUUAGCUUUUUCUUAAUAUAACUAUAAUACAUUUUAGACAGUAUAAUAUAUUUCGGAACUGCUACAGUAAUAUUUAGACUUAUCCUGUAGACUGUCGUCUGGUCUGGUAUUCAUUUUUGCGUGGCAAAAGCACCUAUAAGUGAAAUUGCAAAUAAUUUUUGUUAGCUAAGCACAUGUUCAUGUUCUUAAAACCUUUGGUUUUUUUGGAACGGACUUAGCCAACGUUAAAGUAUCAAACCACUAAAGGUUAGCAUCGACCGAGUAAUAAAUGUUAAAUGAAGCCGACUCCGGCUGAAUAGAACCGGGCUAACCAGUCUAACUAUAUUCAUCAUAUUGUUUGCAACUUUGGAAAUUUAAAUAUAUUAGUGAAAAUAUGAUUAUAUUUAACAUAUAUACGCUGACAAAAAAACAUGUAUAUUACAUAUAACUGAUUAAAACGGUUAACUGAUAGCAAAUACCUUUCAAGGUAGUACUAUUUCUGCAUAUAAUGCAGUUACAAAAACGGUGUGUGCAUAUAAUGAGUUUAAUUGCCCAUGCAAAUAAAAACGGAUAAGGAGUACUGUAAACUUUUUGGAUACACGUUCUAUUAUUAAGGGCAUCUCCAAUUCUACUCAAUUUUUGACUCUAAACUCAAUUAUGAAGUAAAAUUUUCUCCAAUCUCACUCUAUAUUCAACUCCAAAAUGGAGUAAUAACUAUGAUUACUCCAUUUAUAGAGUAAUCUUAUCCAUUAUUUCAUUUUGGAAUUGAACUUUUUAUAUUUAUGAAAUGGUUCUUUUAAUUUUUAAUGUUUUUAUUUCAUACUUAAAAUAAUAUAAUAACAUAAGAAAAUAUAAUACUCCGCAAUAGAUUACUUUAUAAUUUACAUAAAAUAUGCAUAAACUCAUAAAAGUCAAAACUAAAAAUAAAUAAUAUAAAUAAAUAUAAUAUAAUAUAAAUAAUAAAUUUAAUAAUUAAUUCGGUAAAUUGUUUUUGAAACUACCAAAAUCGGUGAAGUAUUAUUCAAACGGAAUAGAUGAGUUUUUUAAUCUUGUGGGUCAAAAUUUUGAUUGAUAACAUUUGUACUUGUUAAACUUGAUAUAUGCACAAAUAAUAAGACCCAAUACAUAAUUCAAAUUACAAAACUAAACUUUAUUUUUUUCUUUAUGUUCUUUUAAUGCAUAUAAAUAUUUUUGAAUUAGAAAAAUUCCAUAUGAUAAAAUCUGCACGAAUUGAAAUUGGAAGAUAAUCUCUAAUUGUAUUUUAAUGAUAAAUAUUGAAUUUAAAUAAAAUAUAUUAUUAUGAAAAUUUUGUAAACAUAAAGUAGUUGGGUUAAUUGUUAAAUUUUUAUAAGUUGAAGGUACUACUAACAAUUAUUAACUAAAUAAAAAAAAUAUUUUGUUUGGAGUAAAAAAUGGAGUAAUACAUUGGACUAAAACCCAAUUCCAUUUUGAAGUUACACCAUUUUAGAGUAAAAUUUGGAGUAAUACAUUGGAGAUGCUCUAACCCCUGAUGGAUAAUAGUCAAAAAUUAUUUUUCUUAUUUACCAAAUUCUCAAAUGCCAAACAAAUCCCACAGCUUUUGUAUCUCCGAGUACGCGUUAACACUAAAGUUAUAAUUCUGUACCACUUAAUUAGCGCAUAAAACAAAAGAUAGUAUCUGCUUAAAUAAUUCGAGUAUAUUUAAAGAAGCCUAAUAUGUUGACAAAUUUUUUUUUUAACGAAGCCGCUAAAAGAUAAAUAUAUUAAUCCACAUGUAACUUAAUAAACAAAGAAAAACAUAUUAUAUGAAGGAAUAACUCUCCUAUAAAUUUAUGAGUUUACUCUCUAGACAUCACCUCUCACAAACUCAAACUAAAAAAAAAAGUACUUUUCUCUUUUAUUAUCAAUAAGCAACAGAAAAAGAACCAGUGAAACAAUUUCAAUAUUCUUGAAAGUAAUGGACCAAGAACAAACACAACAUAGCCCAACCGGCCAUAGUCACUCACCUUCUUCCCCAGCUUCGGGUUCCACCUCGACCGAAACGGUUCGGUCACGAUGGUCACCUAAACCGGAACAAAUACUCAUACUUGAGUCGAUCUUCAACAGUGGUAUGGUUAACCCUCCCAAAGAAGAGACGGUAAGGAUACGAAAGAUGCUCGAGAAGUUUGGGGCGGUGGGAGAUGCAAAUGUCUUCUAUUGGUUUCAAAACCGGCGGUCAAGAUCUCGAAGGAGGCAGCGGCAGCUCCAGGCCGCAGCUGCGGCCGUAACCACCAAUACUUGUGACCAGACCAUGAUGGUAAACACCAGCUUACCACAAUAUAGUGGGGCUGAUUUGGGGUUUGGAGGUUGUAGCACUUCCUCUAAUUACUUAUAUGGUGGGUCAUCAUCUCAAACUCCUUCAUUUUUUCUUGGUCUUUCUUCUUCUCCUCCUUGCUCAAGCUCCUCUUCAACUUCUUCUUCAGCUAGCUCUUCAACUUCUUCUUAUGGUGGUGGAUAUGAUAAUCAUAGCAAUAAUGGCAUGGAAAAUCUCUUAGCAAUGUCUGGUCAAUUGGGUUACCAUGAAGCUAGUCAGCAUCAUUAUCAACAUCAUAGCUCAAAUCUCUCACCAAUGAUGUGCCCAUCUGAUCAAAGCUCCAGUUAUGAUCACUACCAACAAGGGUUAACGGUCUUUAUAAACGGAGUUCCGACAGAAGUGACGAGUGGAGGUAUAGACAUGAAAGCAAUGUUUGGAGAAGAUUUGGUUUUGGUGCAUUCCUCAGGUGUUCCUCUUCCUACUGAUGAGUUUGGUUUUUUGAUGCAUAGCUUACAACAUGGUGAAGCUUAUUUCCUGGUUCCAAGACAGACAUGAACUGGCUUUACUAUUGGGCUGUGUGGUUCUCCAACAGAUGCCUUAUUAAUCUACCUUGGACUUUAUUGCUGCGAUCCAUCCGUUUUUGUUUUACUUUCCGAGUCGACAUAUCGUGCAAUCAAAUUUUCUUAUGUAUUUCUUAAUUUUGUAAUAAUUAAGAAAAAGUGAAGUCAAAAAUCUCUUAUAAGACGAAGAGAUUUUAGGUUUCGUAUCAGUUUAGUGAUUUAGUUUAAAAGUACGUAACUAUUUUUGCAAUAAAAUCUGUGUCUAGAGAUCUCCGAGGUAGUUCGUGUGCAGAGUAAUGAAUGUUAUUGGGAGUACGAAAAAUAAAAUAAAGUCGAAGUCUAUUAGUUGCGUUGAACACUUUUCCGAUUGUAUAAAACUAAUGUAGUAAAAGGUUGCUACUACUAAGACGAUCUUUAGCUUGGGCUAUAUACUAAAAUAAUACCAUUGGUUAACUA
Messenger RNA from Brassica rapa (field mustard), 4661 nucleotides. RefSeq names its product WUSCHEL-related homeobox 11. Lineage: Eukaryota; Viridiplantae; Streptophyta; Magnoliopsida; Brassicales; Brassicaceae. The record is from RefSeq and is a predicted model, not a curated record. Gene Ontology annotation, molecular function: DNA-binding transcription factor activity; DNA binding. Gene Ontology annotation, biological process: adventitious root development.